Molecule: messenger RNA, 768 nt
Organism: Babesia ovata
Lineage: Eukaryota; Apicomplexa; Aconoidasida; Piroplasmida; Babesiidae
Product: eukaryotic translation initiation factor 2 beta
Exons: 7
Coding region: 1-768 (255 amino acids)
Biological process (GO): formation of translation preinitiation complex; translational initiation; formation of cytoplasmic translation initiation complex
Cellular component (GO): eukaryotic translation initiation factor 2 complex
Molecular function (GO): mRNA binding; translation initiation factor activity; translation initiation factor binding
Source: RefSeq, a predicted model, not a curated record
AUGGAUGACAGCAUGUAUGUUAAGCGCGAGGACGGCCUAUCGGAAUCUUUCGGCUCGUCCGCGGCUCAGGACUCUGCCGAAGCCGCCACGUCGAACGGCAUGAUUUCCGACGGCAUUGGCAGCUCGGAAACCAAUGUGACAGGCCCGGAUGGCUCCGUACCCUCGGCGGCAGAGGAUGCGCCGAAGUACGACUUCGGUGAAAAGAAGAAGAAGAAGGCUCCGGUAGUCAGCGAGGCGGCAAAAGCUGAGUUCAUCGACGGCACCGGCCAGGUUUUUGUCAAGGGACACGUGUACCCGUACGAAGAGCUGCUGACGCGCAUUCAAACGCUCAUUAACGCUCACAACCCUGAUCUUGCUGGGAGCAAGCGCUACACCAUCAGACCUCCUCAGGUGGUCCGCGUCGGCUCAAAGAAGGUGGCAUGGAUCAACUUCAAGGACCUGUGCAACGUCAUGGGACGUAGCAUGGACCACGUGCACCAGUUUGUGCUAUCGGAGCUGGGUACCGAGGGAUCAAUCGCUGGUGAUGGGCAGCUGGUUCUGAAGGGCAAGUACGGCCCCAAGAACAUCGAGAGCCUUCUGCGGAAGUAUAUUACGGAGUACGUCACGUGCUCCAUGUGCAAGAGUCCCAACACCACCAUGGAGCGCGACUCUCGCGCCAGGCUCUUCACGCAGCACUGCGAGGCCUGCGGAGCCAAUAGGUCUGUGAACCCGAUUAAGAGCGGGUUCCACGCCCUGAACAGGGGAGAGCGCCGAAAGGCGAAGGUUUAG